Messenger RNA from Bicyclus anynana (squinting bush brown), 2756 nucleotides. RefSeq lists its product as uncharacterized. The record is from RefSeq and is a predicted model, not a curated record. Bases 226 to 2211 code for a protein of 661 amino acids. NCBI's taxonomy places the organism in Eukaryota, Metazoa, Arthropoda, Insecta, Lepidoptera, Nymphalidae. The transcript has a single exon.
UACAAGAUAUCUGACCCCACACCCUAAGAGCAUAAGCAGACAACUUUCAGCGUUCAUAAAAUGAGGUACGAAUCAGUCUGGUUGUUUCAGGCUCUCAGUCCAUAAGACAAGUAUCCAUCAUGCGUAGAUAAUUAUCAAAUUCACGCCAUUUUAAAGCAUAUCAAUAUACUUUUUGUUUAUUGGGACGUUUAAAAUAAAAUGUAAUUUUUCUUUCAGUACGUGAGUAUGUUUCGCGAUUGUUGCACUGGCCCAAGCGCGGACAAGAGAGGCUCUAUGUCUCUACGACUCAAGUAUUUGUUUCUUCUGGCCACUGUUUUCGGAGGGAGCUUUCUCAUUAUAUCCAUCAACAAGAUUUCAGAAACUAGAUAUUUUCUCAACAACGAUGCAUCUAUGGACUAUCUUCCGGAUCUAUUGCGUACGAGUGUGUUUAAUCAAAGUUAUACAAUAAAAACUGAAGGGUGCACAAUACCUGCUUUAAACUAUCUGGGGGAAGAAGUUAGAAAUCUGGUCCAAUAUCCAGAAAAUAUAAAACCUUGUCCGAACUCCAGUCUUGCGCUAUUAGCCAACAAUAAAACCCACAUCUGGGUAAGAAACGAAAACAAAGAAUACUACAAUUUCACCAGCGACAAAAUGUUCGAGUGCUGCUAUAAAUCAUUCUCCCGUCCUGUAUACAUCCAAGACAUCACGGCAACAAACGUCGACAAUCGUGUUAAAUAUAGUGAGUGCAAAAAAUUUACGAAUAUUAUUGACGUGGAUGACGAAUUCGUUAAAAUUGAAUGCAAUGUAGACAACGUGAAACUGUAUGAACAAUACUUCGUGUUCACACCAAAAAAGAAGCUCAGCUCAUCCAAUAGCAACCAAAACAACAGUACUGCGUACAAUGUUAUAGUAAUGGGAAUUGAUGCUGUAUCAAGACUUAACUUUUACAGAACCAUGCCGAACACAUUAUCAUUUUUAAAAGAAAACGGAGCUAUUGAGUUACUGGGCUACAAUAAAGUCGGAGACAAUACUUUUCCGAAUCUAAUACCUAUGCUAAUGGGAUUGCCUGUGGAAGCCUUAAACAUUACUUGCAUUCCGCAUGAAGGGUCGCAUUUUGACAAUUGUCCAUUUCUUUGGGAAUAUUUCAAGCAGGCGGGAUAUUACACAGCUUUCGGUGAAGAUAGCUCCAGUCUUGGAACUUUUAACUAUGCACAAGGUGGAUUCAUUGGAACUCCUACUGAUUACUAUUUACAUACAUUUAUUAACGAAGCAGAACGCAAUGUUGGACUCAAUAAAGAUUUCAAUUCUCUUUUGUGUAUGAACGACAAAUAUUUCUAUAAGGUGCUGUUGGAUUAUAUAGAAAAUCUCACGCUAACUUUAAAAUCGAAGAAACUGUUUGGAUUCUUUUGGGAAGUAACAAUGAGUCACGACUACCUCAACUAUCCAAUGAUCAUGGACCACGAUUACACAAAUUUAUUGAAAAGACUACAAACCACUGGUUAUCUUGACGAUACUAUUUUAAUUCUUGUAAGCGAUCACGGUAUACGAUGGGGUAAAAUAAGAUCAACCAACCAAGGACGGUUAGAGGAAAGGUUACCAUUUGUGUACAUUUUAACACCGCCCACAUUUCGCAAUAAAUACCGACUAGCGCACAAAAAUUUAAAAAUGAACAGUCAUCGUCUAACUACACCGUAUGAUAUACACGCUACUUUACUUGAUCUCAUUAACCUGGAACAAAUAGAAAACCGAAUGAUAGAGCUUCGCAGCGAUCAAUCAUACGGGACCAACAAUGGUAUAAGUUUGUUCUUACCGGUACCUACAAACCGCACGUGUGCUGUGGCAAACAUUGACGAUCAUUGGUGUAGUUGCCACAAGGGGAAAAAGAUUUCUCCUACGAGUGAGAUAGCGUUGGAGCUCGCUGGACAUUUAGUACAAGAAUUGAACUCUCUUGUCCAAGAUCACAGCCAAUGUGCUCGCUUGAAACUAGUAGAAACUGUAGGAAUAACGGAAAUGGAAGUUAGUUCGCCGGAACAUGAUUUCGAAUGGAAAGAAUACAUGGUUGUGGUGAGGACUGAGCCCGGUUAUGGGGUGUUCGAAGGCACGCUACGUAAUAGCAGCGACGUGUGGUCACUAGCCGGCUCUGUCAGUCGGAUUAACCUUUACGGCACUCAGAGUCAUUGCGUUAACAAUUAUAUACUUAAACUUUACUGCUACUGUAUCAAACAUACGUAGCUUGCAUUUUAUUUGUCAGAAAGUGCAGUACGCGCGUUAAUGAGAGCUUGCCGAGAGUGGAUAGGGUAAGCGUGUUGCCUAUUCAGAUUUAUUAUUGUGUGCAGCCAGAGCCCAUACAUUUUCGCGUGAACUUAGGCCUAAGGUAAGGCCUAUAGUCUUGGUAAAAUUCACUGUCUUUUGUCCAAUCGCAACGAACGAGAGAGCGAUAUUACCGGUUCGGCGCUUUUGUCGACAAUUUUGUCCUCACGAGAUAUGUCGUGGCGCGCAUAGGGCCUAUAACCCUAUAAGCAAUAUGGUACGAGUCUUGGUACGAGUACGAUAAAAUGAUUUAAACUUCAAAGCACAAGUAUCUACAAAUGUUGUCCAUAUCUAUCUUAAGAAAAUCUGUUAAAUGUAAACACAAAUGACCUUCGAGAUUAAGCUUAUUUUAAGCUCAGCGUGUAAAACUAACUGUAGUUUAGUUAUAGAUUUACAAUAAUCGAGUUAAGUUUUCUAGUCAAUUCUACGAAUGUUUGUUUGUAAAUAUAUUUUAUUAAGUAUUACCU